CAAGAAUUGUAAGUCGUCACAGGGUAGACCAAAAACAGUCUCAUCGACUGAAUUUGUCUGCAAAUUUUCAUUAGGAGUUUCAUUUCUAGGGUUCGAGACUUUAUUUUGGGGUGAUGGAGAGAGCCUAUAAAUAUGGCGAGAAAUUGAGGGUUUGGGGACACGAAAGCAAGUGAGCUUUAGAAACCAAGAGUGGGAGCGAGAGAUUCUGAGAAGAGAAGUGUGAAAUUCAAGCAGUGGGUGAAGUGUGAGACGUAGAGGUUUGGUAGAAACGCUUUUUUUUUUGAAGACGACGAACACACUGCAGGUAUGGGGAACUAUUAUCUUCAUAUUGGGCUUAAUGAAUUUGGUUAAGUGGCAUUCUUGUUAGGUUUUAUUUCGUUCUCUUUAGAUUUUAUAUCCUGGAAAUUUCAUGACUUGAAUCAGAGGGGUCAUGGGUUGUACAAUUUCAAUUGGGUUUCAUCGCGAUUGAUUUUGAAUGAUCUUGUUAUAAUAGGAGAAAUUGUAUGUUCUGAAGAAUGAGAAUAAAGUUUGGUAAAUGACUUAUAAGGAAUUUGUUAAAUGUUUUUUGAGUUAUAUUGGUGUUAUAUAAAUGAAGAGGAGGUUAUAAUGUAGGGUUCUGUUUUAUUAAAAUGGUGAAUAGGUACGAUUAAUGGAAUAAGAAAGGUAUGAUGCAGGUACUGUUUCUGUCAAGUUGAUUUGAAAAGGGAUUUUGGGGUAGGAAAUUAUGGUAUUAUGAAUGUAUACACGUAUUUGAAAUGAUUAUUAGAGUAUGCUUUGUGAAGGUUUUAUAUGAUUGAUGGAUGAUGUAGGUGGUUUUUAACAAGGCCAGGAUAGUUAUGCAGUAUGAGUCUCUUUUAAAUUUCGAUUUCUAAGUUUAAGCAUUGAUUCUGAAACAGUAUGGUUGGUCAAGUAAACUUUCUUUGAUUGGAAUAUAUAUGUAUAUGUUAGUGCGGAAUAUAGUUGGAUGAAUUAAGGAAGUUUAUAGUAUGUUUGACGGGUCUCAUUAGAGUGCAUCUCUCGUUAUUAAAUUUUGAUUAAUUUGUUUAGUAUAAUGAAUGUUUGUUACCUAGUUGCAUCUUUGGAUUAUGGAAAAAUGGUUUAAGGUUGGGUAACACUUGUUUGGUGGAAAUUGGAUAUUUAUAUAAAUUGUGUGACAACGAUUGGUCUUGUGUGACAACAAUUGGUCUGUGUGAUAGAACGUUAAAGGUAUUGGUUCUAAUUAAUCAUAGUCUCUGUGACAGGAAUCACUAAGGCUAAGCCUGAGUGAGUGUUAAUGGGUGUACUGCUUUAAUUGUUAUAUUUUGAUUAAUUCUUUGUAUUUAUUCAAUAUAAUUGUUAUAUUUUGAUUAAUGCUUUGUGUUUAUUCCAUAUAAUUAUUAUAUUCUGAUUAAUGCUUUGUGUUUAUUCAAUAGCUCACCUAUAUUUCCGUGUGUUUGUUGCAAUAAUCGUAUAACAUGUGUUUUAUACGGGAGCAGAUAGGAAUGCAGAUGAUUCUGGAGUUGUGUAAUUGACGAGAGAGGGGCUAGCAUUCGGGAAGCAUUAAAGAAUUAUUAAAGAUUUAUUUGAGAAAUAAAUUUUUAUGAAAUGUACUUGACGCUUUAUUUGAACUUGAGUUGUGGAUAUGUACAUUGGAAUAAAUUAAUUUUAUUUUUAAAUUUUCAACGUGACCUUUACGAAAAAUUAGACUUUGAUACACUUAAGUGACUCUCAAAGUUGGGACGUUACACAAACACCAAUGAGGCAGCACAAGCAGGUUUCAGCCCUUAACCGACGACCCACCAUCCUUUAUCUGGUGUGCGCGGCUGCAUUGUUCUCCUUCCUCCUCUUCUACAUCCAAUCCUCUUUCUUCUCAGGGUCCCUUUCUUCGGCUCGCAAAUCCAAAAUUAUCCGCAUCUUGUCUAACUUUCAGUCCAGUGUUCAGCAAUGUGUGGAUAAGAGGGGGCUAGGACUCACUGCUCAUAUAAUUGACCAUUGCAAUUUGAUCCUUAAAUACCCUGAAGGUACCAACAGCUCUUGGUACAACGCACAGUUUAAGCACUUUGAGCCGUUGGAGUACAAAUAUGAUGUGUGUGAGGCAAUCCUGUUGUGGGAACAGUAUCGGAACAUGACAACUGUGUUGACCAGAGAGUAUCUUGAUUCUCGACCUGGUGGUUGGAUGGAUUACGCUCCACAAAGGAUAGCACAGUUGGGGACAAAGAAGUGCACCAACAAGACUCUUUGUGAAGAGAACCUCAAUGUGUUAUUACCUGCAAAGCCCCCAUUUCACCCACGGCAGUUCCGAACUUGUGCUGUUGUUGGUAAUUCUGGGGACCUUCUGAAGACUACAUUCGGGAAAGAAAUUGACAGCCAUGAUGCUGUUAUUCGGGACAAUGAGGCCCCUGUUAAUGAGGAAUAUGCCAAAUAUGUUGGUCUUAAGAGGGAUUUCCGUCUAGUUGUCAGAGGUGCUGCGCGUAACAUGGUCCCUAUUCUAAAAGGAUCUGACACUGAGGUUCUCAUAAUCAAAAGUCUGACACACAGAGAAAUCAAUGCAGUUAUAAAGACCAUACCCAACCCAGUCUAUCUCUUCCAAGGAAUUGUACUACGUCGAGGUGCCAAAGGAACUGGAAUGAAAUCUAUUGAGUUAGCGCUCUCCAUGUGUGAUAUCAUUGAUAUAUAUGGAUUCACUGUUGAUCCAGGAUACACUGAAUGGACAAGAUACUUCUCUAAGCCUAGAAAGGGACACAAUCCACUUCAAGGAAGAGCGUAUUACCAACUUCUAGAAUGUCUUGGGGUAAUCAGGAUUCACUCGCCCAUGAGAUCUAAGAGGAGGGAAGACUGGUCAGAUAUACCUAGUAGAGAAAUGAUAAGGCAAGCACAUGCAGCAGCUUUGCACUUGAAAAGGAAUGAAGACGGUCAUGGAGGUGAUUUAGGACAGUUUGGCAAUUGUAAGGUGUGGGGCAAUGUGGAUCCAGAGAACAGUGGACCUGUCUCAGGAUCACCAGACAUGAGUGAUAUAAGGAAAUAUUCAAAUUAUAGUAAAUGGGAAGUGAUGCCUUUUGAGAGUUUGAGGAGGGAAGCACAGGAUCAUUAUAACCAGAUGCAAGGGGUCUCUCUAUAUAAAAUGGACGACAAUAGGUUGGAUGAUCUAGUCUGUGUGAGACAUUCCUUAAAAUCUGAGGCGUAAAUGGUGCCUUUGCUUUCUAUUGAUAUUAUUUGAUCGUGCCCAACCUUCUAUAGAAGCUGGGAUGAAGUUACUUUCUGAGGGCUGCUGGCAUAGCUUCCCAACAGCGUUCUGUUUCUUCACUUAUUCAGCCAGAGCGUAGCACCAAUCUCAACUCCAAGUGAAAAAAAUGGAAUGAAUAUGCAUAAUUCCACCAACCCAAGUGAUUCAUGUUAGGGCCUAGAAAUCACACUACAGGAAUUCUGACCCCAGAAGUUUGUUGUACCAUUUUUUUUUUCAGUUCUGGAAUGGACAGUCCUUAGUCCGUGGCAUGAUAGGUAUCUAACUUCUAUAAUGUAUUAAUUGUCUAAAGAAGUAUCUGCAAAAAAAAAAACAUUUUUUUAUGAUGAUGGAUAAAGAAAAGGAUAGUGAGCUGUUUUGUUUUACGAGAUUUUCAAUGUAUUUAUUUUGUUGUUAA
Messenger RNA from Vigna angularis (adzuki bean), 3617 nucleotides. RefSeq names its product sialyltransferase-like protein 5. Lineage: Eukaryota; Viridiplantae; Streptophyta; Magnoliopsida; Fabales; Fabaceae. Gene Ontology annotation, biological process: pollen germination; pollen tube growth. The record is from RefSeq and is a predicted model, not a curated record. The transcript has 11 exons. The coding region runs from base 1736 to 3163 and encodes 475 amino acids. Gene Ontology annotation, molecular function: sialyltransferase activity.